AUCCUCGUCUUCAUUGGUUGCUCAGACAGUGACAUUUUUCAACCAAUCAUGAUUCACUAAUCAGUCCAGGAGAGGGGAUAAAAGGGCAAGAGUCGUUGCGUCAUUAUGUUUUUCCUAUUUGUGUUUCUCCGAACGGUGGUGUCUGUGGUGAAGAAUUGCAAUGUCGGGUCGAGGAAAACAAGGAGGCAAAGUGAGAGCUAAGGCAAAGUCUCGGUCAUCUCGGGCUGGCUUGCAGUUCCCGGUGGGCCGUGUUCAUCGGCUUCUCCGGAAGGGUAAUUAUGCUGAGCGAGUUGGCGCUGGAGCCCCUGUAUAUAUGGCUGCUGUCUUAGAAUAUUUGACUGCUGAGAUUCUCGAGUUGGCUGGUAACGCUGCUCGCGAUAACAAAAAAACCAGGAUCAUUCCUCGCCAUUUGCAACUCGCCAUCCGUAACGACGAGGAGCUCAACAAACUACUAGGGAAAGUCACGAUUGCUCAAGGGGGUGUUCUGCCCAACAUCCAGGCUGUGCUGCUGCCUAAGAAGACCGAAAGUCAUAAAGCCAAGAGCAAGUAAAAUUAAUCUAGGAAAAACGAGAGAUCCGACUCUGCUUAAAA
Molecule: messenger RNA, 591 nt
Organism: Trachemys scripta elegans
Lineage: Eukaryota; Metazoa; Chordata; Testudines; Emydidae
Product: histone H2A.J
Exons: 1
Coding region: 161-550 (129 amino acids)
Cellular component (GO): nucleosome
Molecular function (GO): protein heterodimerization activity; DNA binding; structural constituent of chromatin
Source: RefSeq, a predicted model, not a curated record